GUCGCGGGGGCAGCGGGGGGGCAGCGCGGCCGCCCGGUCCCUGCGUUCCGGUCUCUCCCGGUCCCUCCAGUCCGGUCCCUCCCGCCCCUCCCGCCGCCUCCGCCAUGGGCCUGACGGUCUCCGCCAUCUUCUCCCGCAUCUUCGGGAAAAAGCAGAUGCGGAUCCUGAUGGUGGGGUUGGACGCCGCUGGUAAAACCACCAUCCUCUACAAGCUGAAGCUGGGAGAGAUCGUCACCACCAUCCCCACCAUCGGAUUCAACGUGGAGACCGUGGAGUACAAGAACAUUUGCUUCACUGUCUGGGACGUGGGUGGCCAGGACAAAAUCCGACCCCUCUGGAGGCAUUACUUCCAAAACACGCAGGGUCUCAUCUUCGUGGUGGACAGCAAUGACCGUGAGCGAGUGCAGGAGUCUGCUGAGGAGCUGCAGAAGAUGCUGCAGGAGGACGAACUGAGGGACGCCGUCUUGCUGGUCUUUGCCAACAAGCAGGACAUGCCCAACGCCAUGGCGGUGAGCGAGCUGACUGACAAGCUGGGGCUGCAGAUGCUGCGCAGCAGGACCUGGUACGUGCAGGCAACGUGUGCGACGCAGGGCACGGGGCUCUAUGACGGGCUGGACUGGCUAUCGCACGAGCUCUCCAAGCGUUAGCUGCGCCGGUGGCACCGGAUGAGCCGGGGACGUCUCUUCCAACUGCUGUUUUGUUUGGUUUUCUUUGUUUUAUUGGGGGGGGGGUCCUUUCUCCCCCCGAGUGGCCUCGUCUCUGUGUGUUUAUCUGGUAGGACUUGAACCUCAAGGACUCUUUGGGCAGCUCCUCUCGGUGGUGGUCCUGCCUUCGCCCUCCCCACCUGCAUGUGCCAUCCGGACCUGCUGGGGAGGCAUGUCCCCAAGUGUCCCAGAUCCUCACCUGGAGGCAGCGUUGGAGGCUGAGCAGGGCUGGGACGCAGGAAGGAUCCUACUUUUUAAUCCUUCGAUAAACUUUAUAGUUCUCUUUCUUGCAGGGACCGGGGGGUGUGGCUGCGUAACGUGCUGUCGUAUCAUGAGUAAUAAUUAAAUGCCACCACUUUGACAGGCUGAGAGAGUUGGGCU
Cuculus canorus (common cuckoo) is the source of this 1085-nucleotide messenger RNA. RefSeq names its product ADP ribosylation factor 5 (gene ARF5). Bases 105 to 647 code for a protein of 180 amino acids. The record is from RefSeq and is a predicted model, not a curated record. Gene Ontology annotation, biological process: intracellular protein transport; vesicle-mediated transport. Gene Ontology annotation, molecular function: GTPase activity; GTP binding. Gene Ontology annotation, cellular component: cytoplasm; plasma membrane. NCBI's taxonomy places the organism in Eukaryota, Metazoa, Chordata, Aves, Cuculiformes, Cuculidae. The transcript has 6 exons.